GUCCAAUCCACACCGAAGUCCGUAAAUUCACGGAAACUACCGAACUCGUGUUGUUUUGUCACGUGACCAAACAAAAAAGGCGGAAACUCCAAAACGCCAAGUGUUGCCAUGGGUGACAAGACAACAAUUAGGGAUGUAUUCAAUCAGUCUCAGACUGGCCUGCAGGGACACGGCAAGCUGAUAAAAACACUUGGAAAAAUCUACGAAAAGACUGAGUUCCCGGUGUUUUGGUCAGAGUUCAGCCAUUGCCUGAAGCAUGCGUUGAUCAUCUUCAAACGCGAGCCAGCAGUGGAACGGGUGAUCGACUUUGUCGCCAAGUUUGCGCCAAGCCUCAGCAAGCGAGGGUCAGACAAGGAUGUUGAUGGCGAAGGUGCUGAUGAUGAUCAGGAGGACAGCGUCGCCGACAACAAACUGCUUCAAGAGAUGUUUGACUUUCUCCUAUCUUGUCACCGUGCCACAGAUCGGGCUGUGAGGUUUCGCUGCUGCCAGCUGGUAAACAAGCUGCUGACCAACCUGGGAGAGGAUGCACAGAUAGACGAUGAACUCUACGACAGACUCUAUGAGACCAUGCUGGACAGACUGAAAGAUAAAUGCCCAGUCGUGCGCUACCAUGCUGUGCUGGCCAUGUCCAGACUCCAGGAUCCUACCGACGAAAACUGCCCUGUUAUCAGAGCAUACAUUUUUCUGCUCAACUGUGACCCAAACCAUGACGUCCGCCGCGGCGUCCUGACCUCGAUCGCGCCGUCCACAAAGACACUAGCCAGCAUCAUCGGCAGAACCCGUGAUGUCAGGGAUGUGGUUCGAAUGACGGCGUAUGUCGUCAUCUCUGAGAAGAUACACAUCAAGGCCCUGUCUAUCGCCCUGCGGCUGCAGAUUGUGCACGACGGUCUCAAAGAUAGAUCAGAGAUAGUAAAACAGGCGUGUGCUGGCAAGCUGCUGCAGGCUUGGAUGCGGACGUUCAAUGGUAGCUACCUGGACCUGUUGAAGAGUCUCGACGUGGAGGACUCAACCGAGAUCUGUACCAUGGUGCUCAAGACUCUGUUUGAAGCAUCAAGUGUAACUGACAUUCUUGAAAGAUUCGAUAUCCUUAAUGAGAGUUUGUUGGUGCCAGAAAACCGUCUGACGAGCGAAAGCGCCUUGUUCUGGCAGGUGGUCUGUGACUACUUCCACAAGAUGGGAACAGAGGGGGAUGAGCAUCUAGAGAAAGUCCUGCCAUCUGUUGUAGAAUUCUGUGGUUACCUGCAGAGGUACGUCGAUGACCUGAAGACCGUAGAGGAUCCAGAGAUCCAGCUGGGUCGAGAGUUCAUCAUAGAGCAGUUGCUACAGAUCACCAGCCUCAUGGACACAGCUGACGCCUCAUCCAGGAAAGCCCUGGAGUCCCUCUUGCACAACAUGCUGAUGGCAGACCACGUCAGUCACAGACUAGUAAAACCGAUCGUUGCGCGGAUCUGCGCACUUCGUGGUACGGCGGAGGCCAUGAUCGCGUAUUUCGCAGAGAUUGUGUCUGAAAUCCGUGAACCUAUCACGGUGGUUGAGAAGGACAUUGAAGCUGAGAAGCAGCGACAGAUCAACCUCAAGAUGGCAGGUAUACGAGUGCAGCUGAACCAGCUCAGGGACAACCUGGAGGUGGCCGUACGGGACCAGGACUUCACCCGGGCUGCCGAGAUCAAAGCCUCCAUAGCUCACCUUGAUGCAGAGAAGAACGUGCUACUCGUGUCACAGGAACCCGUCCGAGAGGAGAUUAGAGCUGAACGGAAUGAUCCCUUGACCAUCCUGAAGUGCCAGACCAUCAUAUCAGAGAUGCUGCAGCUCCUCAAGUUGAACACUGUCAGCCCCACUCUUCAGAUGAUGAUUGAGACGCAGAUCGUGCCAGGCAUACAGAACGAGGAUGCUGAAGUGCGUAACACCGCCAUGCAGGCCCUUGGACUGUGCUGCUACCUGAGCAAGGACCUGCUAGUCACCUACAUUCCGCUUUUUAUGCAGGCUUCCCAAAUCGACGUGGAAGGCGUGCGAGUGACGGCUUUGCAGAUUCUCUUCGACCUGCUGCUCAUCUUCGGCCUGGACAUAGUUGACGCUAGCGAGACCUCAUCAACUGGGUCCGAGAACGGCCCCCAGACAAGCGAACAGGAUGCCAGUAGCAUGGAGAAGGCGAGCGAUGAACGUAACGGGACCGCCAGCAAGCUUGUGGCCAUUAUCUGCUCCUUUCUUGAUGGGGAGGUGGUUGAGCUGAGAACGUGCGCGGCUGAAGGCCUGUCCAAGCUGUUGCUGUCCGGUCGCGUGGUGUCGUCCAAGAUCCUGUCCCACCUGAUACUGCUGUGGUACAACCCGCUGUCGGAGGACGAGACACACCUACGUGUCUGUCUGGGGACCUUCUUCCCUCUGUAUGCCCUGGCAUCCAGGUCCAACCAGGAGGUUGUGGAGGAGGCAUUCCUGCCGACCCUGAAGACCCUCCUUAAUGCCCCGCCCACCAGCCCGCUGGCCGAGGUGGACGUGAACAACGUGGCUGAGCUACUCGUGCAGCUCACCAACACCAAACUGCUCACUGUGAAUCAGGCCAAGGAGAAUCUGAGCCAGUCUUGCUGGGAUGACAAUCCAGGUCACGACAACCUCUCAGAGAGGGUCUGCAACGAGAUCCUCUCCGCCCCGGAAUCUGCCCACGUGAAGCUGUGGUCCAGGAUCCUCAAUCAGAUGGAGAUCAGUCCGGAUAAUGAGGUCGUCAUCAAGGAUCUACGCAUCCUCGCCUACAAGAUGGUCAAGACUGUGAAGGAGCGAAUAAGCCUGAAGGCGCUACAGAAGUUCCAGGCAACAAUCUCAAAGCUGGCAAGCAAGUACGUCACCAAUGACGACGACCUGCCAAGCAUAAACUUAGAGUUGGACGGACAGGCAGGGGAAGUAGUGGACACUGCUGACACCACCAUGGAUCAAAGCGAUGCACGGGCAACGCCGAAACGUAAAAGGGUGCGUGGCCUCUACUCGGCCAACAUGACGCUGGGCGUGACAGGCAUGGACUCGGAGCUGGACAUCACGGGGGAGGACUCUUUGGAGGACGUGGAUGCCUCCUGUCUGAUGAGCGCCGUUCCAGCGCCGAGCUCCACCUCCACCACUCCAGUACGGAAAGGUCGCAGCAAGAAGACCGCCGCUACGACUGAGCUAGCUGCGGAUGAGGAUGUUUUUGCAAUGCCAGAAGUUCCAGCAACCAAGAAAGCAUGCACAGAAAUUACAAGCCCAGACUCAGAGGUUGCAGAAUCUGAGGCGGUCACAAGGGAAGAAAUUAACAAGGAGGCAGAGAAGGGACUCUCAGAAGAUGAAUCACCAAAGAGAGGCCGUUCCUCAGAGAAAGCUGGUAGAACAUCACUGCAGAAAUCCCCUGCAGGUAGCGGGAAGAAGAAUGUGUCAUCGAGAAAAGAUUCAGAAAAGAGAAAAGCCUCCCGUUCGCCAGUUGAUUCGUCGCCCGAGAAGAGAAUCGCCUCUGAGUCGCCAGCCAGACGGAACCAGGAGAAAAGAAAGGCUUCGAAAUCGCCGGCAACGGAGAGAAAAAGAAUGUCAAAGUCUCCUGAUUACAAAGCAAAUGAGAAAAAGAUUGGACCCCAGAAGAAUCCUGAAAAGAAAACAGUUGGUAAGCCUCCCAUCAAAGAAGCUGCAAAGGGAGACCAAUCCCCUUCAAAGAGAAAGUCGUCUGCUUCUCUUACCUCCCCCAGUGCAAGUAAAGCUGGAGAUAAAGCCAAACAGAAAGUUACGGCAAAAGAAGUGGGACCUUCAAAGGCUAGGGUGGAUGCAAAAACUGAUAAAAACACCAGAAAGCCUUCGACAGUAACUCUAAUCCCUGAGAAGAAUGUCAGGACGGCGGCUAAUAGGAAUGCUAGUAAUAAGACCACAGAUUCUCCCGACAUGACACGUGCGAAAUCUGUUCGCGUUUCUGUGAUGAUGUCUGAGAAGACAAAAGCGGACGCCACUUUGGCAGCCGAAAAUUCGCCAAGGAAUGCAGGAAAACAAGGGAAACAGAAAGAUGUGGGAGCUGAAAAGGUUCGGGUUUCUGUAUCGAUGUCUGAGAAGACAAAAGCGGAUGCCACUUUGGCAGCCAAAAAUUCGCCGAGGAAACAGAAAGAUGCGGGUUCAAAAACGGCAGAUGUGGCAAAGUCUGGGAGGUCCCUGGUAAAGUUGGUGGUGGACACGCCAGAGAAGACAGAAGAGAAAAGGCGGACCUCGACUAGGUCUGUGGCAGACACGCCGGAGAUCUCGUCACCUAUGAGGGCUACACAGUCCGUGGUGGAGGAAUCUGUGGCCGAAACACCCGAGCAUGCCCCUGGGAAAGUCUGCAAGAAAGCUCCAGAAUCGAGACUAUCCCUGAACACGCGCCGAGCAGGAAGUGGCUCAUCUACGCCGAAUUCUACGCCAAAAUCCAGCACAGCCAGCGGCGCAAGGUCCACCAAAACACUUACGCCAUCUUUGGACACCAGUCGUAACACGCGAUCGUCUCAAAAAUCGGUUCUCACCCCGACUCCUGCUGGCUCCAGUAGUAGACCAGCCAAUAAAGUCCAGGCUAAAGCUUUUUCACAGACGGAAAAUACAAAGAAACCGGUCAAGCGUGGAAUCACCUCAUCUGCGAGUUCCCAAUCUGAUUCGUCUCCGGAGAAACGUGUUGCCAAGGCAACCAGGGUGGCAGCAAAGAAGGCUGCAAGCUCUGAAGACGCAAGUCUUAAGUCGCCCAAUAAUCGCCAAAAAGCUACCACCAAGUCAGCGCCCAUGGAACGCAAGACUUCUCCCACAAAACCCUCUUCCCAGACUGAUGAUGAUGAGGAGGAGACCAUUGUCCGUAAAGCGAGACCAUCACGCCGCAGUGCUAAUGUGUCUGGCUCGGCAUCAGUUCCGAUAUCCCCUCCCGCCUCCGCUGCACGAGUUACCCGUGCCUUCCUGUCCCAGUCCAGCACGCAGUCCCCAAGGUCACCGGGGCGUGGUGGGGUCAUGGUCCAGGGGUCAAGCAGUCAAAGUCAGGAGACGCAGGCAACCCGACGUAGCGUCAGAGGUAGUGGAGACAUGGGCAGCCCUGUCAGCAGCUCCCUGUCACUGAUAUCCACCCUGCCAUCCCAGUCUACAGGUUCCCAGUCUACCGCUACCCAGUCUUCCACUGCGUCUCGUGCUUCCAGGAAACCGGCAGCCACCCAGAGUGAAAGUAUGUCCCCAGCAAGCUCCACCAGGUCAAGCAAAGUUACGGAGGUCACCAAAGGGUCAAGGUCAACAGUGCAGAACAAAACGACCUUGACCAGGAACAGUAAGCUGAAAAGGCCUUCCAAGAAGUAACAUCAGUGCCUUACAUAACCUAAUUCACCAGACUAGAUCGUCCUUGAAGAAUUAAUGAUCAUGGUUGAUAGGUCGGACAAAAUGUCAGUGGUUCAGAGCAGCAUUUUACACUUUUUUGGAUUUUUUUCCAUUAGGACCCCAAAGAAAAGAUUUUAUUAAAAUAAUAUGUUUCUUGUUCUGAGAAAACUGGGCUUUAUUCAUGUGCGCAAAGUGUCGUCCCAGAUUAGCCUGUGCAGUCCGCACAUGCUAAUCAGGGACGACACUUUCCGCUUUAAUGGUAUUUUUAGUUUCAAGGAAGUCCCUCCUUACCGAAAAUCAAGUUUAGGCGGAAAGUGUCGUCCCUGAUUAGCCCGUGCGGACUGCAUAGGCUAAUCUGGGAUGACACUUUACGCACAUGCAUUAUGACCAGCUUUCACAGAACAAGACACAUAUAUGUAUGAGCCUCGGUCUGGGAAAAUGGAGUUUAUUGCAUAUAAGAAUUGUGUUUUCCCAGAUAAGCCUGUGAAGUCUACACAGGCUAGUCAGGGACGAAACUUUCUGUUUUUGUGGUACUUUAAAUUUAAAGGAAGUCCCCUCGUAGUGAAAAUCCAGUUUAGGCAGAAGUUAAGUGGGACAACACUUCACCCAUUUAGACCCAUUUUUCAGGAGAGGCCUAUAUGUACAUUAUUAUAUUGUUGUAAACAUUAAAACUAUUUAUUUAUGAUGUGUUUAAAACAACCCUGUAAAAGGCAUUAUGUAUUUUCCUCUCUUUUAAAGUUACCAAAAUCUCAUGCAUGGUUGUUGUAAGUUGGAAUGUUUUAUUUUCAAUAAAUAGUACUGGAUACGGAAAUUAUUAGCACUGCUUGGCCAAUAUUGGUAACUGUAAACAAGGACAUUUCAUUUUUGUUUUUAUUUGUCCUGUCUACCUUUCCAAGACAAUUUUUUUGGUGUUUUAAUAAUUGAUUAGCUUAACUUUUAUAAUAUUUAUUGUUUACAAAACCUUUGAAAGAAAUUGUCAUAUGAUUUUGUAUUUCUGGUAUACAAGGUGUUUUUUUAAUUGUUUCAAGAAAAAUUAUAUCAGAAAGACCUUGAUUUGAAACAUAUUUUUGUUUCGAAAAGCGCCUUUAGCUUGGCUGUUCAACAAAUAAUUUAUGCAACGAACUUUGCCAUGGGCAAGUUAACAAAUUUGAUAAUGUCAACACCCCAGGUGGUUGAUGAUUGAUGGACUUGGUUGUAUACCAGAGGGGGGGAGGUCACUUAGAGAGUGUAAUAUACAACAGUACUACGUGUUUAUAUUUUUGAACUUUGCCCAUAUGUUAGUCAUUCGCAUGUUGUAAUUUUCCAAUUAAAAUUCAAAUGUUCACAAUUUCCAUAAUUAUAAAUUUGAUGGUCGUUUCACAACUUAAGUUUAAAAUUGUACAAAGGUCAAUAUGGUAAUCUUUUUAUAAUAUAUAUAUAUAUAUAUAUAUAUUAAGAGUGGGGAAAAUUCGGUUAGUUUUUUUUUAAAGCUUUUGUUUCUAAAUAAGAACUUCUUUUUUUAAGGCGUGAAAUGUCACUUACGUGGUUAAAAUGUUAACAAACUGAGCUAUUCAUAUCUUAUUCAAACAAAAUUUUAUUAUCACGCACUUAAGUGUAGCAAAUUGUAGAACUUUGAUGUGCCGACAAUUUUAAAUCAAGUAUACAAACUUGUUAAUAUCGUAAUCAUAAGAAUUGAUGAGCAGUAUAUUGUCUGUUAUUAAACAAUUGUGUUCAAUUAUUUUGUCAUAAAAAAAGUAAAGUAAUUAUAUAUUGCUAAUAAAACAGUGUAAAAGA
This is a messenger RNA of Dreissena polymorpha, 7089 nucleotides long. Its product is annotated as condensin complex subunit 3-like. NCBI's taxonomy places the organism in Eukaryota, Metazoa, Mollusca, Bivalvia, Myida, Dreissenidae. Gene Ontology annotation, biological process: mitotic chromosome condensation. Bases 109 to 5298 code for a protein of 1729 amino acids. The record is from RefSeq and is a predicted model, not a curated record. The transcript has 27 exons. Gene Ontology annotation, cellular component: cytoplasm; condensin complex; condensed chromosome.